Messenger RNA from Pseudomassariella vexata, 981 nucleotides. RefSeq names its product 14-3-3 domain-containing protein. NCBI's taxonomy places the organism in Eukaryota, Fungi, Ascomycota, Sordariomycetes, Amphisphaeriales, Pseudomassariaceae. The coding region runs from base 1 to 981 and encodes 326 amino acids. The record is from RefSeq and is a predicted model, not a curated record. The transcript has a single exon.
AUGGCUUCAUCCGAGGUCGACCAGAAGUUUCUCGGCAAGCUUGCCAAAGAUGUCGAACCGAACAACGCCUUACUAUCUUCGAUACUGUUCAAGAUCCUCGGGCUCUCGAUAAAUCUUGCACAGCAUUUGGUCAAAGCCCGCAAGCAACGUCGAUUGGAUACUACGAGGAUGACCAAUUCCCUCGAGCUCUAUUUCCACAUCAUUUGGCUUUCACGAGAAGGCCUGGUCAUGUUGGAGCAAUACGUUCUACCCAUGGUAGGGGAUCACGACGUGCUGAAGGUGCUGGCUUAUAAACUCCGGGCUUCAUUUUACCACAUCUUCGCCCUCUUUCACAACAACCCGCCUGUUUCGACCAUGGGCCUGGGGGCAACUGAAGCCAUCAUGGCUGCGGCCACGACAGGAUCUGCUCAGUCGCGGCUGGACAAAGGGAAGGGGAUCGCCCGGGACGACGGCAUGCCUGCAACAGCUCAUUCCUCGCUACAGUCUACUCAUCCUUUGGAAGGUGGCCCUGUAGGGGCACCGCCCGGCUUCGAGCCCCAAAAUCCAGAAGCAGCCGCCGCUUUUCUGUUGCCAUCGGUGGACUUCUUACCCAGAGCUCAUCAGUAUUUCAAAGAAGCCGUCUCACUUGCUGACAGUCUGCUUUGGGGGUCUCACUCUCUCCGGCUUUCUGUGAGAACAGAAUAUGUUGCAUUCCUCUACGAAUGUGUUCACGACACCGAGGGCAGUCGAAAACUGGCAAAAGACACGAUAAACGAGGUGUACAACGCAACUGAAGGUAUGGACGACGAUAUGUUCAAUGACGCCUGUGAGCUGGUCACGGUUCUAGGGAAGAUGACGAGACGAGGACUUGGUGCUAGCGGCAGUAACCCGUCACGAAGCCGCGGUGCGAGCCCGGUAACCCUGGCGAUUUCCCAGGGAGAUACGUCGAACCUCAGCGUGGCGACCGCGAUCCCUCCUACCGGCAUGGAGAAUCCGAUUUAA